AUGACGGAAAGCGAGUCCAGGCACCCUUCGCUCACACGAGCCGGUUCGCGGCAACUUUCCGAAAAAGAUGGUGCUGAAGAGCGCCGACCCAGCUUACCGGCCGAUGUGAGCGACGACGAAAAGUCGCGCAACGACGUUGACAUUCCCGUCGAUCCACAAGGAGUACAUCAUCCAUCCAUGGUACCUGACGCAGAAGGGAGGCGCGAAUUGAGGGAAUGGGAAUGCUGGGACAAGCUCGCAUACACAUGGCCCAAGUGGAAAAAGGCCAUGUACCUGGCUUCCAUUGCCGGAAUUCAGAUCAGUAUGAAUUUUAAUACAAGCGUGUAUCCGUCGGCCGUCAAUCCCAUAUCGGAACAUUUUGGCAUCAGCACACAGGCGGCGCGAGUUGGGCAGAUGAUAUAUCUCGUCUUCUACUCAUUUGGUUGCGAACUGUGGGCUCCAUGGAGCGAGGAAUUUGGCAGAUGGCCCAUUCUACAGCUCAGCAUGUUUCUCAUCAACAUUUGGGAGAUUCCAUGCUCGGUAGCCCCGAAUUUCGGGACGAUUGUUGUCUGCAGAGCUUUGGGUGGUCUUUCUACCGCAGGAGGUAGUGUCACUCUCGGCCUCAUCGCAGAUAUGUACGAGCCAGAGACUCAACACUGGCCCCUAUGCUUUAUCGUACUGUCCUCGACAAUCGGAACCAGUAUUGGUGGUGUUAUCGGUGGUCCGAUCGAACGCUUCCUCACAUGGAGAUGGAACUUUUGGAUCCAAUUGAUCUUCGGCGUUGUCGUACAGGCCGUGCAUUUCUUUAUGCCCGAGAGUCGAGCCACCAUCCUCAUCGACCGCGAAGCGAAGCGACGUCGCGAAACAGGCGAAGACCCUAACGUAUACGGACCGAACGAACUCAAGAAGCCUCGAAUCUCGCUCAAGGAGGCGGGCAAAAUCUGGCUCCGACCUUUCGAGAUGUUCGUCCGCGAACCUAUCGUCUUGUUCCUAUCGCUGUUAUCAGGCUUCUCUGAUGCGUUGAUCUUCACUUUCCUGGAAGCCUUCAACGUCACUUUCCCGAACAACUUUGGCUUCGGUACCCUGGCCGUGGCAUGGGCUUUCAUUCCCAUUAACGCAUCGUACUUCUUUACCUACUUCCUAUAUUGGCCAUGGUUUUGGCGCGAUGAUCAUCUCCGCAAGAAGAAUGGCCCAGACUGGAUGUCUCCUGAGCGACGUCUCAAGCCCCUUCUUCUGCUAGCGCUUUUCGAACCCAUUGGUUUGUUUGGCUUUGCUUGGACUUGCAUGGGUCCUCCACAGACACAUUGGAUAGCGCCAAUGAUCUUCUCCUUCCUCGUCGGUCUUGCCAACUUCGCAAUCUAUUACUCUUCCGUCGACUACAUGAUCGCCGCCUACGGACCAUACUCUGCCUCGGCUACGGGUGGCAACGCUUUUGCUCGCGAUUUCCUUGCAGGGAUCUCCGCCAUGUACGCUACACCGCUAUACAACAACCUCGCCGGUUCAAGCCCCCAGAAAUCCGAGUAUGCGACCACGCUUCUGGCGUGUCUGUCUUGUCUGAUUGUGGUUCCCAUUUAUGUCUUCUACUGGAAGGGACCUCAGAUCAGGAAGGCUAGCUUUUUUGGACUGCACAAGACAUGA
Messenger RNA from Pyrenophora tritici-repentis Pt-1C-BFP, 1617 nucleotides. Its product is annotated as ProP, Permease major facilitator superfamily. Gene Ontology annotation, biological process: transmembrane transport. Gene Ontology annotation, molecular function: transmembrane transporter activity. Gene Ontology annotation, cellular component: plasma membrane. The record is from RefSeq and is a predicted model, not a curated record. NCBI's taxonomy places the organism in Eukaryota, Fungi, Ascomycota, Dothideomycetes, Pleosporales, Pleosporaceae.